AUGGGCAGACCAAUUGAACCCAGCACGCGGAUGUCUUGGGCCAAGUGUCUGGCCCAGAGAAGCCGCUUGGACUGGCCAGUGGGAGCAAGGAGAGCGAGCACAUGGAGCUGUCCAUCAUCCGGUGAGGUGGAUUCCAGCCUUCCUGGUCUCUACUCCCACUGCAGUCUCCCUAGUCUCUACCCCAGCUGCAGCCUCCCUAGUCUCUAUGCCCACUGCAGUUUCCCUAGUCUCUACCCCAGCUGCAGCCUCCCUAGUCUCUACGCCCACUGCAGUCUCCCUAGUCUCUACACCAGCUGCAGCCUCCCUGGUCUCUAUGCCUGCUGCAGCAUCCCUGGACUUUAUGCCUGCUGCAGCCUCUCUGGUCUCUACACCUACUGCAAAUCCCUGGUCUCUUUGCCUGUCACAGACCCCCUGGUCUCUUUGCCUGCUGCAGAUCCCCUGGUCUCUUCACUUGCUGCAAAUUUGGUUGUUCCUUCACUUGCUCCAGAGCAGCUGGUCCCUUCGCAUGCUACAGAGCUGCCGGUCUCUUUACCUGCUGCAGAGCUGCUGGUCCCUUCACCUACAGCAGAACUGCUGGUUCCUUUGCCUGCUGAAAGGCUGCUGGUUCCUUCACCUGCUGCAGAGCUGCUGGUUCCUUCGCCAGCUGCAGAGCUGCUGGUUACACAUGCAGUUUUAAGUCAACCAUGGCGAGUCAUCUCCUGGGGAGACAAUAAGGAGGAUUUGGAGUAUAUAGAAAACUUUCGACCUCAAAGGAAGGAAGUCAGACACAUCAGAAUUUUGCUCCAUGGACCAGUUGGUUCUGGAAAGUCCAGCUUCAUCAACUCCGUCAGUAAUGUCUUACGAAGGAGAAUGACCACCCCAGCCUUGGUCAGUGCAACCACAUCUGACCAAAGUUUCACCUUGAAGUUUGAAACCCAUAAAAUCCAGAAAGAUGUUGGAAAAAAUUAUCCCUUUGUGUUCAACGAUGUCAUGGGUCUGGAGGAAGGCGAGCGAGGAGCCCAUCAGAUGGACAUCAGCCUGGCCUUGAAGGGACACGUGAAGGAGGGUCACAAAUUCAAUCCCAUCUCUCCACUAUCCACUGAUGAUCCUGGCUACGUCUCUUCUCCAUCUCCAGACGACAUAGUUCAUGUUCUGGUCUGCAUUUAUUCUGCUAAUGUAGCACAAAUUAGGACCUCCACAUUACAGAAAAUGAAAGAAAUCAGAGAAGAGGCCAGCAAGCUGGGUAUUCCUCAAAUGGCUAUUCUCACCAAAGCUGAUCAGGCCUGCGAAGAAACUGAAAAAAAUCUAAAAAAUGUCUACAAGAGCAAAUAUGUAAAGAAAAAGAUGGCUGACUUUAGCUCAAAUCUGGGAAUUCCAAUGAAUUGCAUCUUCCCUGUGAAGAACUACAGUCAUGAAAUCAAAAUGGAUUCAGACGUUGACACGCUGAUCCUGAGUGCACUGAGACAGAUGAUUAACUUUGGAGAAGACUACGCCAACAAACUGGAAAGCAACAAAGCAGGCCGCUAA
Messenger RNA from Nematolebias whitei (Rio pearlfish), 1506 nucleotides. Its product is annotated as interferon-induced protein 44-like. The transcript is spliced from 8 exons. NCBI's taxonomy places the organism in Eukaryota, Metazoa, Chordata, Actinopteri, Cyprinodontiformes, Rivulidae. The record is from RefSeq and is a predicted model, not a curated record. Bases 1 to 1506 code for a protein of 501 amino acids.